CGCAAGACAGUGCAGGGAGAAGACACAGCUACAGACGUAUAUUAGAGUUGAGGUUGGAAGUAGAAGUGACUGUAUUUGAGCACAAUUUUAAGAUGUCAGAAGGAGUCUAUGAAAACACAGAUGGAUUUGAAGACAACAAAUCUAAUGCAAUGAAGAACACAGACAUCGAUGGCCAAUUAUAUGGCAACGUAAGAGCCUUCAAACCCAGUCCAAGAGAUGGAGUUGUUGCUUCAGAUAGGAACAAGAAAGUCAACUUGGACAGAGGUGAGAUGGAGGAGAGGAUUGUGGAUAUCUACGUCAGUGCAGACACCCUGAGAGACGAGCCUGAUAGCUCAGGGAAGAGACCCUUCCUAGUUGCUGCAGUGUUUCUGGGGCUGCUGUGUGUUCUCCUACUGGCUGGGAUCAUAGGCCUGUCUGUCUACUAUAACAGAGCCAUCAACGAUUCUGAGGAUAAAAGGAACAACUUGUCACAGAGUUUCUCACUUUAUAAAAUCAACGCAACUGCAGAGAGAGACCAGCUACAGACCAGAUACAACAGCCUGACUGAAGAGAAAGGCCAUAUUCAAGCCAAGCUUUUAGUGAUAGAGCAGCAUUGUCAGGAGGGAUGGAGAUAUUCUGACUCCAGUUUGUACUUCCUGUCUACUGAGAAGAAAACCUGGGAGGAGAGCAGACAGGAUUGUCUGGAGAGAGGAGCAGACCUGGUGAUCAUAAACAGCAGAGAGGAACAGACAUUUGUCUUCAACCUCCACCUGAGAGCCUGGAUUGGUCUAAAAGACUCUGUUACUGAGGGGACCUGGAAGUGGGUGGACGGCACAUCACUGACCACAGGGUACUGGGCGGCAGAACAGCCUGAUGAUUAUGAAAGGCAAGAGGACUGUGCUGAGAUAUACUAUGGACAAGAUGAUCCUGUAAAGACAUGGAAUGAUGACAAAUGUGGCACAAAUCAUAACUGGAUCUGUGAGAAAGUGGUGUAACAAUAACACAGUAACAAACAGUCUCUCUCGCUCUGUUAUUGUUAUUAUUAUGUUGAUGGUUGAAUACAGUACUUAAUGGUUAAGUGAUGAUUCCACCUGGUGGUUAAGGUGAGAGAUGAACUCACCAUAGAGGAGAAAACGUUGUAUUACAGAGUUGCCUACGGGCUCUUUUUCAAUUAGACCUUCCCCAAUUCCUCCUCACAUCCUCUCUCUUUGACUCCUUCUCCAAACACAUUGGAGAAUAGAAUCCUAGGGGGGGACCUUGGACCUUCUCCUCUAAUAGUGUUGAGAUAGAAGGAGAGGAGAUAGGAGAGGAAUCUAGGAAAGACUAUUUGAGAUAGAGCCUUAGUGUCAGAGAGAGACAUAGAGGUGGAAGAAGAAAAUUAAGAGAAUGAGGAAGAGAAAACAAUUAUUCUUGUUUAGAUUUAGAGGAGAGUAUGUAGACAUAUUGUACUCUGUAAAAUUCUUCUUCAUUAUUUUUUAUUUAUUUAUGUCAUGUGAUUUGCCAUAGGCUUAUGCUUAGUGAAAAAAAGUGUGUCCAAUUAUUAACCCUCAAUCAAUCAAAUGUAUUUAUAAAGCCCUUCUUACAUCAGCUGAUGUCACAAAGUGCUGUACAGAAACCCAGCCUAAAUCCACAAACAGCAAGCAAUGCAGGUGUAGAAGCACAGUGGCUAGGAAAAACUUCCUUGAAAGCCCAAAACCUAGGAAGAAACCUUAGAGAGGAACCAGGCUAUGAGGGGUGACCAGUCCUCUUCUGGUUGUGCCGGGUGGAGUUUAUAACAGAACAUGGCCAAGAUGUUCAAAUGUUCAUAGAUGACCAGCAGGGUCAAAUAAUAAUAAUCACAGUGGUUGUAGAGGGUGCAACAGGUCAGCACCUCAGGAGUAAAUGUCAGUUGAUUUUCAUAGCCGAUCAUUCAGAGUAGUAUCUCUACCACUCCUGCUGUCUCUAGAGAGUUGAAAACAGCAGGUCAGGGACAGGUAGCACGUCCGGUGAACAGGUCAGGGUUCCAUAGCCGCAGGCGGAACAGUUGAAACUGGAGCAGCAGCACAGCAUCAUGCCAGGUAGUCCUGAGGCAUGGUCCUAGGGCUCAGGUCCUCCAAGAGAGAAAGAAAGAGAGAGAGAGAGAAUUAGAGAGAGCAUACUUCAAGUUCUAGUUUACAAUUGCGACCUGGCCAAGAUAAAGCAAAGCAGUUCGACACAUACAACAACACAGAGUUACACAUGGAGUAAAACAAACAUACAGUCAAUAAUACAGUAUAAACAUCGACGUGUGUAUAGGUGGCAGGGAAGUCAGGCACAGGAUAAUCAAACUUGUUAUAAUGGAGUAGUUUAAUAACUUAAGAAGACAGUUUCAAAACCAUAAUACAUAAUCAAAGCAAAGUAGAUACGAGGACCCGACGUGCACCAAUACAAAUUACAAGAUCAUGAACAAACAAGUACAUGAGGGGAAACAGAGGGUUAAAUAACCAACCGGAUAAUGAAUGGGAUUGGAACCAGGUGUGUAAGAAGACAAGACAAAACCAAUGGAAAAUGAAAAAUGGAUCAAUGAUGGCUAGAAGACCGGUGACGUCGACUGCCGAGCACCGCCCAAACAAGGAGAGGCAUCGAUUUCGGCACAAGUCGUGACAGCCGAGUAUAGCCCACGAAGAUCUCCCCCACGGCACAACCCAAGGGAGGGAGCGCCAACCCGGACAGGAAUAUCACGUCAGUGACUCAACCCACUCAAGUGACGCACCCCUCCUGGGGAUGGCAUGGAAGAGCACCAGUAAGCCAGUGACUCAGCCCCUGUAAUAGGGUUUGAGGCAGAGAAUCCCAGUGGAGAGAGGAAACCGGCCAGGCAGAGACAGCAAGUGCGGUUCGUUGCUCCAGUGCCUUUCCUUUCCCCUUCACACGCCUGGGCCAGACUCCACUCAAUCAUAGGACCUACUGAAGAGAUGGGUCUUCAAUAAAGACUUACAGGUUGAGACCGAGUCUGCAUCUCUCACAUGGAUAGGCAGACCAUUCCAUAAAAAUUGAGCUCUAUUGGAGAAAGCCCUUCCUCCAGAGAAAGCCCAUGUACUGCUUUGUAGGUUAGCAGUAAAACCUUGAAAUCAUCCCUAGCCUUAACAGGAAGCCAGUGUAGAGAGAAUAGCACUGGAUUUUAGGCAAUAUUACGUAGAAUGAAAAAAGCUAUCCUUGAAACAGUCUUGAUUUGUUCAUCAAAAGAGAGAUCAGGGUCCAGAGUAAUGCCGAGGUCCUUCACAGUUUUAUUUGAGACAACUGUACAACCAUCAAGAUUAAUUGUCAGAUCCAACAGAAGAUCUCUUUGUUUCUUGGGACCUAGAACUAGCAUCUCUGUUUUGUCCGAGUUUAAAAGUAAAACAUUUGCCGCCAUCCACUUCCUUAUGUCUGAAAGACAGGCUUCCAGGGAGGGCAAUUUUGGGGCUUCACCAUGUUUCAUUGAAAUGUACAGCUGUGUGUCAUCCGCUUGGCAGUGAAAGUUAACAUCUGUCACGACUCUGUCACGACUUCCGUCCCUCUCCUUGUUUGUGCGGCGUUCGGCAGUCGACGUCACCGGCCUUCUAGCCAUCGCCGAUCUACUUGUCAUUUUCCAUUUGUUUUGUCUUUGUCUUACACACCCGCUUUCAAUCCCCCAAUUACUUGUUCAUUUUUUAACCCUCUGUUCCCCCAUGUUUGUUUGUGAGUGAUUGUUUAUUUGUAAUACAGUCUGUUAUUGUGGGCUAGUAUUAUUGUGUUGUAUUUGUGGAUAUACUUGAGUAAAUUACGUUUAU
Messenger RNA from Oncorhynchus masou masou (cherry salmon), 3746 nucleotides. RefSeq names its product CD209 antigen-like protein A. The coding region runs from base 93 to 974 and encodes 293 amino acids. The transcript is spliced from 7 exons. The record is from RefSeq and is a predicted model, not a curated record. NCBI's taxonomy places the organism in Eukaryota, Metazoa, Chordata, Actinopteri, Salmoniformes, Salmonidae.